GCGCGGUGCGGCGCCGCGCCCGGUGUGCGCCGCUCAAAUGCGUCCGGGCGCCCAUGACGGGCCCAAGGGCAGUUGGGGCGGCGCCCGGCGGCGAGGCCUUCAGCUACCGUAACGGCACGUGGGGCGCGGCGGGGCGGGCGGGGGCUCCUCGCAGCGGAGCCUGGGUGCGUUUCACGGGUCCAGCUCGGGGACGGGAGCCUGAGGCGGAACCCCCCGCGUGGGGCUGUGGCGGUGACGGGGGACGAGGACGGGGCAGCGGCGGCCGUUGGGGUGCCGCAGCUGUGAGGCGAGGCGUCGAGGAGAGCAUGGGGCCAGUGCAGCCGGAGGUCAGCAUCAGCGCCGAGAGCCCCCGGGGCGGUGAGAGGAACGAGGCCAACGCCGUGCUGGCGGGUGCUGAGCGUGGCCCUCCUGGUACCUGGAGGCAGAAGUGUAAGGCCUACGUGCUGGCGCUGAGGCCCUGGAGCUUCAGUGCCUCCCUCACGCCUGUGGCCCUUGGUAGCGCGCUGGCAUACCGGGCUGAGGGAGUGCUGGAUCCGCGGCUGCUCUUGGGAAGUGCCGUGACCGUCCUGGCUGUGCACGGAGCUGGCAACUUGGUGAACACCUACUACGACUUCUCCAAAGGCAUCGAUCACAAGAAGAGCGAUGACAGGACUUUGGUGGACCAGAUUUUGGAGCCUCAGGAUGUAGUCCGGUUCGGGGUCUUUCUCUAUACUGUGGGCUGCAUCUGUGCUGCAGGGCUCUAUGCUGUCUCAACGCUGAAGCUGGAGCACCUGGCCCUGAUUUACUUCGGGGGACUUUCCAGUUCCUUCCUUUACACUGGAGGAAUUGGAUUUAAAUAUGUUGCACUGGGAGACGUGGUGAUCCUGAUCACCUUUGGGCCCCUGGCCGUCAUGUUUGCCCAUGCUGUGCAGGUUGGUUAUCUGUCUGUCUCACCACUGCUCUACGCUAUCCCACUAGCUCUCAGUACUGAGGCCAUCCUGCACAGCAACAACACCCGAGAUAUGGAAUCUGACCGGCAGGCGGGUAUUGUCACCUUGGCUAUCCUCAUCGGCCCUGCGUUCUCCUAUAUCCUCUACACCGUGCUGCUCUUCUUACCCUACCUGAUUUUCUGUGUGUUGGCCACACGCUACACCAUCAGCAUGGCAUUGCCACUACUCACCAUCCCGAUGGCAUUUUCACUGGAGAGGCAAUUUCGGAGUCAAAGCUUCAACAAAAUUCCUCAGCGGACAGCCAAGCUCAAUCUCCUUUUGGGGCUUUUCUAUGUUUUUGGUAUUACGCUAGCACCAGCUGGUGCCCUGCCCAAACUGUGACAGAGCUGUGGAGUCAGGCCUCACAAUGCAGUAUUAAUGCCAAUUAACAGGGGAUGGUGUGGGUAGAUGACUUGUUACGGAUGGUGGGAAGAACACAGAGACUGUUUUGAGCUGUUGAUUGUACGUGAGUUCCAUCACUUCUGGUCUUGGUUAGCUUGUACAAAAGACUUAAAGAAGCCAUCUGUCAGUUCCUUGGGAAGGGGGAACUGUACAGCUCUGCUUCAGGAGGAACAGCGUGACCUGAGGACAAGGAAGAGUUUAAAGAAGGUCACCCUUAUGCCGUUGGAUGUUGAGUGGCUUUUUCUGUUAACUUAAUGAAGUAAGAUUGAGUCUCAUGCAAACUCCUUUCCUUUCACAAGCAUGAUGAUGGCUCUUAUCGCUCCAUACCAUGGUCAAGGAGUCCAGUGGCUCCUGCAUGGUAAACAGAAAACACUGCCAAAUGUUUGUUUAGCAUCAUAACGAUGUAGGUGCUAUUACUUCACUCCCUUGUGAGCGUAAUUCAUCUUCAUCAGCUGUAUGUUUUGACUUUUGCAGUUUUUCUUUUCCUAGCCAAAUUUUGAGCUUUUCUUUCCAAGCCCAUUGAAAAGUACUAGAUACUGAUUCAUUCACUGUUGUCUCUGCUUGGCUCUUAGAGCCUAGAAUAUUCAAAUUUAUGCAUUUCUGUGGUGUGUUUGUGCUGAAAUGAAGCACAACUAGUCCACUGCACAAGCUUUAAGCCAAAACCAGUAGACUUAUAUUCUGCCAUAAAAGCUGAACCUGUAAAUGCAAAUCAUGCAACUGAAUAGCCCUCAGAAUAGCGCAGAAAAACAGGCAGUUUCCAUUUCUGCGUUUGCUUAGAAUUAACUGUCUGAAAGGACAUCCUUCUGUUUAAGGGGAGCUGAUGGAUAGGGUGCCAAAAUUCUGGUUGGACAUGGGUUAAUGGGGUGGGAGAACAAACUCUUAGUUUAAAAAAUGCAUCUUGUUGAUGGCCAUUCUCUCCUUAUUCAGAGGCCUGUAGUAUUAUAAUAAAAUGUCCUAAUGUAAGACCUAAAAGAAGCCCAGGUGGUAGCAAAGGAGAAAGAUACAGGGUUUGCAAAAUCUACUGCAUUGGCUCUGCAUUAAAAUUAGAGCUGGGAACAGGAAGAAGUCAUCUUUAGUGGCAGACUUUUUCUAAGGGAGUCCAGUUUUUGCAUGACUGAAUCACACUUUAAUGUUAAGAACUCUGAAGCGAGGUUCCCCACCUCUUUUCAUCCCCCUACACCUCACAGUGUUCUAUUUUCUUCUGCAGAUCUCACCCUUUGAUAUUUAUUUGGCCAUUUGGAGAACUGAUUGUGUCAAUAAAUAUGGAGCAGGAUGAAAAACAAACCAUGCCAAACACAAGCGGGAAAAAUCCAGUGACGUUCAUUGCAAAGAUGAAUUUGUUCCAUUCUGCAUUCUCUUCUGUGUUGAAGAAAAAGUCUUUAUUUCCUGUAUGUAGGGUUUUGGUGAGAUGUGUGUUUACAGGAGUUGUGAAGAACUUCACAGGAACUGCUACUGGUGUUGCACUAGUGCCUGGAGCACAGCUUUGCUUUUGAACCGAGUAGGAGCAUGCUAACCACUCUAUCAAGGGCUUUUAAACAUGAGCAAUAAACUUAGCAUCCUCCAUCUGGCCUAGGUAAGUCAUACAUCUGAGAGCACUGAGUAUUGUGGUAGGGGAGUGUGCUGCUAGUGGUGAAGCUGAGUUAAUGACACAGGAUUACGUAGUAUUGAUAGUUAAAUGACUUUUUAUGGCUUUGUGCUAUCCAGCUGUUGAUCUCCUCCUUUAUAGCUGAGCUGUAGAAGUUGAGGAGCAUUCUUUGCAUGCAGAUUUUACAAGCUACAGGUUAGUCUCUUAUUAAAAUUGGGCAAGUGAUCUUUCUAAUCUGACUAGGCCCCAGACAAGAAAAGAUGGGCUUCAGCAACUAUCUGCUGCUUCCUACAGCAAAAUACUUAAAUAGAUUAGAAAUGUGAG
Molecule: messenger RNA, 3279 nt
Organism: Oxyura jamaicensis (ruddy duck)
Lineage: Eukaryota; Metazoa; Chordata; Aves; Anseriformes; Anatidae
Gene: UBIAD1
Product: UbiA prenyltransferase domain containing 1
Exons: 3
Coding region: 54-1310 (418 amino acids)
Biological process (GO): vitamin K biosynthetic process; menaquinone biosynthetic process
Cellular component (GO): Golgi membrane; endoplasmic reticulum
Molecular function (GO): prenyltransferase activity
Source: RefSeq, a predicted model, not a curated record